Molecule: messenger RNA, 2610 nt
Organism: Tetrahymena thermophila SB210
Lineage: Eukaryota; Ciliophora; Oligohymenophorea; Hymenostomatida; Tetrahymenidae
Exons: 2
Source: RefSeq, a predicted model, not a curated record
AUGAAGAAGCUCUCCAUCUUGCGUUAGAAACUUAUUCAAGAGACUAAACAAUUGAUUGAUGAAGAUGUUAUAGAUAUAAGAUCUGUGGAUCAUGAUUUUUAGAGUGUGACGGAUUCUUAGAGCAAAAAGGAGAAUCUUUAAACUGUUUAAUCUGAUUUUUCAAGUAAAUAAAAUUAAGUUGAAAAUGGUGAUAGUUAAAUUUCUGCUAGAUAAAAGCUUCUUAAGAAUUAAAUGAGUGGUUAAUAUGGAAAUUAGUUUAAAAAGAGAGAAGGAGAAGACAAUUUGCUCAGCUUGCAAAAGACUAAUUUGAGGAAGCACAAAGCAGAUAUCAAAGUUGCUUAGACAUAGAUUAAAAAUCAGUCUUAAUCUUAACUUAAUUUUCAUAACACUCUCUUAGAUAUUCAAAAGGAAUAUCUCGAUUAUGAGAUGAAGAAGGCUUAAAACGAAUAUGCUAUUGAUCUUGAUUUAAUCUAGGAGGAUUUUGCUAAUUAGCAAUAGAAGCAGCAACCGCAUUUGGAUUAACAAAAGAAGAAAAAAUCUGAAUUCAUCGAUCUAUUGAAGAAGUGCAAGAUCUGCUCUGAAUCGGAUCUUCACUACGCUUCAAAGCCUUUUAAAUUAAUGAAAAAACUGAAAGAUAUUAGGAUUAUGUUUGAGAGAAAGAGCAACAAUCUUGAACAAUAAAUGAAGAAAAGCAAUAUGAAUAAAAAUAAAAUCAUUGAAGACAUUAAGGCUGACAAAGUUAUUAUUAGAAAAGCCCUUCCUGAAAUGGCUAAAAAUUAUUUAUCAGAAAUUCAGCAAUAGAAAAGAAUUAAUAAAUUGCUGCAAGAAAAGAAUAUUCAAAAAGCUAAGAAAUAGCUGGCUUCGAUAAAUUAAAAUUAGAGUGGCUUUAGUAUGCUCAAUAGCAACUAAAUGAAUGAUUAGAAUUUAAAUCUUUAAUUAUAAUAUAUCGAUAGCUAAGAUCCAUCAGUUUACAUUAAUCCAGCGUAAGAAGUAAUGUAAAGCUAAACAACAAAAAAUUACUAUAAAAACAAUUCAACAUCACCUUUUAGGAAGAACUUUUCUAGCAAUUAUAAUAAAGAAGCAAAAACAAGCAGAAACAAUAAUAAUGAAAUCAGUUAGUUUAAUGAUUACGUGCAGACCAACGAUAGCAAAUCCUUAAGCAGAUUCAGUCACCUUGAAUAGAAAAGAAGACCUAAUCAGUAGCCAAAGUUAAGUGGAAAAUAUAAUUCAAGUGAUAAAAACGGAAUUCCUAUACCAUGCAUUGCGGAGUACGGCAAUUACUUUAGCUAAGAAAAUUCUCCUUACAUCAGAUAAUUAGAUAGUCGCUAAAAGAGUUCAACAAAUAAAGUUAUUUCUAGUAAUUUUAAUGAAACUCAGAAAAGAAAGGCUAAUUCCAUUUCAAUUUAGCAGUAGCAACAAAAUAAUUAGAAUGACAGCUCCAUUAACAUAGAAACAGUGACAAUACCAAGCAGCUUUUAAAAUUAAAUAGCAAGUGUGAGCACAAUGAAUCCUAUGUAAUCUAAACAAUCACUGAGCUCAUUCACCACACUUCAUUUGUAGCAGAAUAUCCCAGAAUAAAAAAGAGCAAGUAAAGUAAACUAAAUAGAUCUGAAUAGCAUCAACUCGCUGGCUAACUUACCACAGACAACUGAUAGAUAAAGUCACAUAUCAUUCCAACAUAGACAUUCAAAUUCAGAAAUAAAUAAUGGAAGCCAAAUUUCAAUGGAAAAGAUUUAAUAUUAAAUAUUUCUAUCAAAUUUAAAAGAUAAUCAAUAAAAUAGUAAUACUGACCGAAUAUAAUAAUACCUUAAAAAUCAAAAAUAAAUAGAUUAAUUUCAGUAAUCAAGUCCAUAAAAAUUCAGCGUUAGUAGCAUUCACAACAAAUCUUUAAGCUCCCUUUCAACCACUUUCAAAACAAGUGCUCCACCUGGCGGCAGCAGCAGCAGCGGAGCAAUGCUAACUGAUAGAUAAAAUUUAAGAAACGAUUAAACGCCAGCUUAGUCUCCAUCAGGUGUUCUUUUAUAUUCAAAUUUAAAUUAAGCCCAAAAUAAUAAUUUUGAUACACCUUCAUAAUUCUAAAAGUAUUCAAGCAACACUAGUUUUGCAUUUAGGAGUGAUAAAAAAUACAAUCCAAAUAAUAAUGUCUCGCAGCAAUCAAGAUUGUAUGCUAAAUAAAAUGAAAUUAAUAAAAAAUAAAAAUCUAAGGAAGGAAUACUUGAAAAUGUUUAUAAAUUUGAUGAAGAUAAAUAUUUUUAGCAUUAAUAAAUCUACAAAUACGAAAUUGAACAAGCAUAAAUACUUGCAAUUAAAAGAAACUAAACAACUCGUCCAGCCACCUAACAGCAAAGCUAGAAAGGAUCAGAAAACCCCUAAAGUAAAAAUAAAAAAAACGAAGGCUACUUCCAUGACGAAUAUUCAUCCAACGACGACUCAAUCCCAUCAGCCACAGAAGCUCAGCUUGAUAAUUUCUACGAAGAAAGCAAAAAAAUCCAAAAAAAAGUGUUAAAACUUAAAAAGGGUGAUUUGCACACAAAAAUAAAAAGUCUCUUAAGAAUUGAAAACAUAAACAACGAAAUUAACAAAUUAGUUCAAUGGAAAAUGAAAAAAUGA